AUGGGGGCGCUGGCGCUGUCUCUCUCGCCGAGCUCGUGUGGGCGCUCUGCCGCAGGGCCUCUCCGGUCGGGGACACGUGCGGGGGCUGCCAAAGGUGCCCCCCGCCAUCCCAAGGUGCCCCCCGCUUUUUUCGCUCCAUUCUGGAGCUCCCGGGCCGAUGAGGCCGCCGACGUUGCCUCACCGAGCCUGCGCAGGCACUCCGCAGAACUCCAGUCGGGGAAACACUCGGGGGUUCGCUGCAUGGACAGUUGUUCUGCGAGAGUGGGGACGGGCCAGCGUUCCCACCCGAGCUUCGCGUGCUUGCUGAUCGUGCCGACGAGCACCCAGUAG
This is a messenger RNA of Prorocentrum cordatum, 330 nucleotides long. The record is from the annotation of a GenBank genome assembly. NCBI's taxonomy places the organism in Eukaryota, Dinophyceae, Prorocentrales, Prorocentraceae.